AUGCCCAGACAUUACACCGAUAAUGUCGAUGACGAGGCGGGCGAGGAUGAGGGACUGGUGUGAGUGUAUGCGCUUUGUGAAUGUGCAACGGGGCAGGGCAAAGGGGUUCAGCGGCAAGAGAAGACGGCAAAGGGAGCAUGACUGACGGCCAUCCAAAUUGUUGCGCUGGCGCUUGCGUGCGCUCAUGUCGCUCGCCUUGUCCGCCCGCCUCCUCUCCUGCUCUCGCGCCAGGCUGCAUCGCAUGGCGACGGAUCCACAAGGACGUUCAGUGGUGCACACCAUCCCAUCCGGAGAGGAAGGCGCAGAGCCGUACGCUGAUACGCCUACGCGCUUCGCGCGACCACAUGGAGGUCGAGCGACGGAUGCUCUGCUGGACGAGUUGAAUGCAGAGGAAGAGAAUAUCGCCUUGCCCAGGAGGGAUGCGCCUGAGCUGGACAAGACUGGUCGACCAGCUUGGCUUCUCGACACGCUCUCCGCAGCGCGUCACAACUCCCGCUUCCGAUUAGCCAUCGCCCUCGUCCUGGCCGGCUUGCUCGUCUUCACCUUUAGCUUUGCCUUUUCACCCGUCGGCGAUGCUGCUGGCAAAGUGUACGGGUGGGGUGCGGAUAGGUGGAGGGGCAAGCACAGACCCUGGGAUUGGAAUCCUGAUCACAACGACUUUCCAGGCGUCACCAAGCCUGGCGUCCCUGCCAAUCUGGCCAAUGAUCACCCUGACGGAACACCGACAAGAGGUGCACUGCCUAUCCAGACUUCCAUCCCAGGCAGCGACAAGUCUUUUCAAGCUUUGUGAGUGGGCUUGUAUGCGCUUGCUGGACGCAAAAAGACCGGCUCCGCAACGCUCUGGCGCCCGCGGCUAACGUGGUGCGGCACUCUGCAUCUCCUUGUUUGCGUAGCGAGCACAUGGGUCCUCUCUCACCCUACUUUGCCAGUCCAGGGUUUGGUGUGGACAACAUCAAGCACAGGACGCUGUCCGAUGGCUGCAAGGUCGAAGCUGUGCACAUGCUGCAUCGAGUGAGUCGCUGCUGCGCACGCGUCCGUCGACACUCUCUCACACUCGGACUGACUCGUCCGUGCGAUUGCACCCGCACCUUUAGCAUGGCUCUCGCUACCCCACGUCCGGCUCCCCUACCGAGCUCAUUCCUCGCUUGCUCGCGACCUCGGGCAUUUCAUUCAGUGGGCCUCUUUCCUUCCUCAACACGUACAAAUACAAGUUGGGCGCCGAGCUGCUGGUUCCGCUUGGACGAGCGCAGCUCUACGAGUCGGGCGUCAAGGCAGCCAUAGAGUACGGCUCCUUGCUCUCAUCUGACGCCAGCUCCGGCAAGCAGUUGGCUCGCGCUGGCAGUCAACAUCGGAUCGUAGAAAGCGGCGUCAACUGGUUGGCUGGGGCUUGGGGUGCUGGUUGGAGGGACAAGGCAAAUUUGGAGAUCCAAAUCGAAGCGCCUCGAUUCAACACGACGCUCGCUCCAAAUUUUGCUUGCGAAAAUGCCAGUAGAAAGGUGAGCGAGGCGCUCUUGCUUCUUGUGCGAGUUUCCCAAUGCUGAAGACCUGCUUGCGACCAGCCUACUGCCGCGGAACCUGGCGCUGCGGUCGCCGUAGCGUGGGAGGACAAGUAUUUAGAGGAUGCUCUUCGCAGGCUCUCCCCAUACGUCAAAGGGGGUGCUCUGGUGCGUAUGCUCGCGUCCUGUCACGUUCCCCCCUAGCGCCUUCUCAUCAGCUCUCUUGCAUCUUUACCUCUGGCCACGCACUUGCCAGACGACGCGCCUGCUCUUCGCGUUCCAACAAGCAUGUUCGUACGACACUGUUGCUUUUGGUUACUCGCGUUUCUGCGCGCUCUUUACCACGCAAGAGUGGCUAGACUACGAGUAUGCCUGGGACUUGGUCUUUUACGGAUCGUACGGACCUGGCUCGCCAGUCGGUAGAGCGCAAGGUGUGGGUUGGGUGAACGAGUUGGUGUCUCGACUAGAAGGCAGACCUUGGGAUGCCUCUACGCAGACGAGCGAGAACAGCACGCUCAACACCGACCCUUUGCUUUUCCCGCUCCACAAGAAGUUUUACGUCGAUUUUACCCACGAUUCCGUCAUUGCCAAUGUGCUCGCUGCGCUAGAGCUGCCAGACUUUGCGCAGGACUUGCCAAAGGACAAGAGGGAGCCGGGUCGAAAGUACAAGUCUUCGACGCUCGUGCCUUUUGCGGCUAGGCUCGUCUUUGAGGAUGUCUCUUGCAAAGGGACCAAGACGACUGGCAACGGAAGCAGCAGCAGCAGCAGCAGCAGCAGCGGCGGCAGCGGCAGCAGAUGGAUCAGGAUGCUGCUCAAUGACGCCGUCGUGCCGCUUGGACAACUGCGGGAGUGCGAGAAGAGAGAGGAUGGACUUUGCUCCUUUGAUGCGUUUCUCAGCAGCCAGAGGGACCGCAAUGUGCGCGCUGGCUGGGGCAAUUGCACGCGCGGCGAUCUCUAA
Ceraceosorus bombacis is the source of this 2454-nucleotide messenger RNA. NCBI's taxonomy places the organism in Eukaryota, Fungi, Basidiomycota, Exobasidiomycetes, Ceraceosorales, Ceraceosoraceae. The record is from the annotation of a GenBank genome assembly.